AUGUUUGCUCAGAAAUGGGCCUCGUGUCGGAAACGCGCCCGAGAGGAGGAUGAUGAGAGUACCACGCCUGGAGGCUUCAGCGAACACCGGACAAAACGUCGAAUUGCAGACCUUCCUCAUCGACAAUCACCCUUUAUUAACCGCCAGAUCACCCCUCCUUUCACCUUCAAUACAAAGCUAGCCCCGCCAACGAUUACCCCCGCCGACUCGGAUUCCGAAGAGAAGCCUAGACCUGAAGAACCAAAGUCUUUUUUCUCGCCAUUCUCCUCCUCUCCAUCGUGUACCCUUAAUAAAAGCGGUCCUCCCUCGCCCUACGUCGAGAGUGUGGAAAGCUCGCAGUCGACACAAAUCUCAGAUGCGCCCCUCUAUUCCGAUGACAUGGAAAUGUCAGACUCUGUCCACCUUUCACCCGGCCCCUUCCACAACGAACCGCCAAUAAGUAUUACCGGUCGAAUCCCCACACCAAUUCACUCCUCAUUCGCGCCCUUCAUUCGGGCUGAAAAGGCAUCCAUUCACCACGAUGUCGACUUUGCAGACGAUGAGGCUAUAGUAGACAAAUUCAGGCGGGCUCGACGAUUGCCAAGUCCCAUUAGUGAAGGGGAGAUGAGCCCGAGCGUGAUUGUGGAUGGUCUAGGAGACAUGCAGAUGGAAGUCGAUGGAACGUCACAAACCGAGAAGGAGACGCCUACGAAGAAAGGUCACACACGGUCAAAGCAUAGCCUGAGGAACUGGCAUGGUUCUGGGGGAGAUAUGAGUAUUACUACUGGCGUAAAAAAAAGCUUUAGCAUGGGCUAUAGAGCUGAUUGCGAGAAGUGUCGGAUGAAGGUUCCUGGUCACUUUAGUCACAUCAUUACUGUGGAUUAA
This is a messenger RNA of Lachnellula hyalina, 864 nucleotides long. RefSeq lists its product as uncharacterized. Bases 1 to 864 code for a protein of 287 amino acids. The transcript is spliced from 2 exons. NCBI's taxonomy places the organism in Eukaryota, Fungi, Ascomycota, Leotiomycetes, Helotiales, Lachnaceae. The record is from RefSeq and is a predicted model, not a curated record.